This is a messenger RNA of Didymodactylos carnosus, 615 nucleotides long. NCBI's taxonomy places the organism in Eukaryota, Metazoa, Rotifera, Eurotatoria, Philodinida, Philodinidae. The record is from the annotation of a GenBank genome assembly.
AUGUAUGUUUUAGGCGAGUUUUACUGGAAUUCAACUGUGCGUGAAAAAUUCAAAAAUGCACGGUCAUUGACAGUGUUAAGUGAUCAAGAUGAAAAUGAAUGUAUUGUUGUUGAUAAUGCGUCGUUAUCAACAAUUCUAGUAAAUCUUGAACAAUUGGUUACAUUGUCUCAAUUCACUCAUUUAUCUUAUUAUCAUUCUCAGUUGGAUCUGUUAGAAAUUCUUCUUGAUUGUGGAACAAACAUUGAAUCAUUGAACCUAAAUAGUACACGUUCUUUAAAAAUGCUAAAGGAAAACGAUAGUAGUAAAUCAUAUUCUAAAAUAAAGAAACUAAAAUUGGUUGACGACGAAGUUUUGAUGUUAGACAAUGUGGAUUGUUUAUGUAAAUUAUUUCCAAGUGUAAAAUCACUUAAGGUUUCUUUUGGAAUAAUUGAUCAUGUGUAUGAAAUAUUACCAAUAUUAGUUGAAAAAUUAACGGAUAUCAACUAUUUAGAUAUAUACUUAACAUCAUUUGAACAAUUUGAUUUGGAACCAUGGCUAAUUUUCAUGAAUAAAUUAUUCAAUAAUUUUAUUUUUGAUUACAAUAAGUUUCAUAUAUGGAUAUGGUUUGAUAAAUAG